Staurois parvus is the source of this 618-nucleotide messenger RNA. Lineage: Eukaryota; Metazoa; Chordata; Amphibia; Anura; Ranidae. The record is from the annotation of a GenBank genome assembly.
AUGAGCAUUUUGUUUUCCAGGACACGUUUUAAAAGUCGCCAGUCUCACUUCCACAGCGACUUGAACUGCCCGGUGUGUCUUCAGACGGCCACUUCACCCGUGGAGACCAACUGUGGACACUUGUAUUGCGGUUCCUGUCUUAUUGAAUACUGGAAACACGACCCAUGGAUGGGAGCCAUCAGUUGUCCCCUCUGCAGGCAAAAGGUCCGUUACCUCUGCAACAUAUGCGAUGUCCAACAAGAUAAGAUGAACAGAGCGAUGCAAAAAGAUAUCAGACAUUACAAUAAUCGCUUCUCUGGGCGACCUCAACCUAUCACAGAUUACUUGUACGACCUUCCAUUACUAUUGAACCUUGCCUUGAGAAGGGUCUUCACCAUGGGUGGACUUGUGAUGAUCUUCUGUCUGAGACUGGUGGUCUGCUCCUUUGGGGCCAUCACAUUCUUGUCUUCACCAUUCACCAUUGUCCCUGACCCCCUGUGUGGAAUCCUCAGCACCAUCGAUGAUCUUGUAGUGGUUUUUCUUCUUCUUAUCUGCAUGAUAAACAUCAGCCUGCAGUUCCGGUCGGAAGGAAUGACCAUAGUCCAGACAGCCACACAGAGCAUCUUGUCCGAGUCUUGA